AUGAAGUGUGAUGUACGGAUGACAAUGCCUAAAAGUACAGAAAUAAGGCGCUUUGGAACGAAAUGCUCAAGGUGUGGUCAAGGAAUAUCACCCACGGAUUUGGUGCGACGGGCUCGAACAAACGUGUUUCACCUGUCCUGCUUUACGUGCUUGGUGUGUCAAAAACAGCCAUCAACAGGGGAAGAACUGUACAUACUGGACGACAACCGUUUUAUAUGUAAAGAUGAUUACCUCCACAACCGCUACAGACAACGCUCAAAACGACGUGGUCCGAGAACUACCAUUAAAGCCAAGCAGUUGGAAAUGCUGAAAGCGGCUUUUGCUGCCACGCCCAAACCAACUCGCCACACUAGAGAGCAACUAGCACAAGAAACUGGAUUAAAUAUGCGAGUUAUACAGGUUUGGUUUCAAAACCGACGUUCAAAAGAAAGGAGGAUGAAAGAACUAAGCCAUUUAGGGACUCGCCGACAUUGUUUUCGCGGAGCAAGGCGCGCUAUGAGAUCUCUACGUUCAGGACUCAACUCGGACAGAGAUGAUAACUCCGAGAUGGCGUGCCCUAACACUAGCCAUGGGUAUUUUUCUGAUACAGUUAGUCCUUAUAAUUUCCCUUGUGGAGUUCAACGACUUUACGAUUAUUAUCCUGGUCACCAGUCACCAGAGGGCCUAACGUUCUCACCAGGAGCCAUGGCAACUCUUUCAAGAUCAGGAGAAAAUCUAGAACAAUUGUCAAGGAUGGUAACAACCACAGACCCAGGUCAUAUCAGUCUUCUCGCUGAUGUUCCACAUCUUCAUUUAGACAGCGAUCAGACACGGCAUCGAUCAAAUUCAACCACGGAACUCUGUCUUUUACCUGGGGUCUUGCCAGAUGGCUACUGUCUGUCUAGGUCCUCUGUUGACAGCAUAAGUCAUAGAGAAGUAUCUCAUCUUGCCUUUAGUGAAACGCCU
Molecule: messenger RNA, 945 nt
Organism: Limulus polyphemus (Atlantic horseshoe crab)
Lineage: Eukaryota; Metazoa; Arthropoda; Merostomata; Xiphosura; Limulidae
Product: LIM/homeobox protein Lhx1-like
Exons: 6
Biological process (GO): regulation of transcription by RNA polymerase II; neuron differentiation
Cellular component (GO): nucleus
Molecular function (GO): RNA polymerase II transcription regulatory region sequence-specific DNA binding; DNA-binding transcription factor activity, RNA polymerase II-specific
Source: RefSeq, a predicted model, not a curated record